AUGAACAGAAAGAUAGUGCGCAAAGGGCCGCUGCCUGGAGGUCGCCAGGGCACGUCUGGAGCUGGCGCUGGAUGUGACGGCAUGCGGGCCGCCAGCAGAGCGCGGGGUGCUGCAAGACCACCUAGCAGCCCCCGGCAUCCAUCAUCCCCACCAGAAGGCUUUGUGUCAGCUGGGUCUUCUGGUACUCAGCAAGCGGCACCCGCCGCUGGUGGAGCACGUUGCAUGUAUUGGUCACAAAUAAUGAACGCAAACGCACUGCGGGCGUACUUUAGGGCAAAAGGGAAAGAAACUGGAUUUUUGGCGUAUCGGGCUCGGAUGCAUCGCUUUUUUGCAGAGUUGGAGCCAUCUCUAUCCGUCACUGAGCAAAACCUGGCAGACCGAGUUCGGUACAUCCUGCGCUCCAACAUAUUUGGUGACGACGAACUCAAACGUCUACGACGUGAGGCUGUUCCCUCAUCGGAUGGAAAUACUACGGCUGGAAAUGCGGCGCCACUAAUUGCACAGCAAACUGCAUAUACGGAUGCUGCCGUGGAUUUUCCAGUUAUGGUAGAUUCAGAAGAUGAUGAAAUGGUCUCCCACGAACUAGAGAAUAUGAGGAGCAUAUUAGAAGAGUCGAUGCUGGAAACACGCAGUACACCUCUAGAAAAUUGA
Molecule: messenger RNA, 651 nt
Organism: Parnassius apollo (apollo)
Lineage: Eukaryota; Metazoa; Arthropoda; Insecta; Lepidoptera; Papilionidae
Source: the annotation of a GenBank genome assembly